This is a messenger RNA of Sebastes umbrosus (honeycomb rockfish), 2710 nucleotides long. Its product is annotated as ADP-ribosylation factor 3. Gene Ontology annotation, cellular component: plasma membrane; cytoplasm. Lineage: Eukaryota; Metazoa; Chordata; Actinopteri; Perciformes; Sebastidae. Gene Ontology annotation, biological process: vesicle-mediated transport; intracellular protein transport. Gene Ontology annotation, molecular function: GTPase activity; GTP binding. The record is from RefSeq and is a predicted model, not a curated record. The transcript has 5 exons. Bases 241 to 786 code for a protein of 181 amino acids.
UUGUAAAUGUGUAACAACAAAUCUCUAUACUGAGAUCUCACUUCAAAUCUCGCGAGAUCUCGUUUACUGCUGAGUUGUCCGCCCGCCCCUCCGGAACAUACCGUGAGACGUUUAGUAGAGGACUCCUCGGCUCAGCCCUCCUUUAUAAUCUAUCCCUGCUGGACAAGUGAAACUCCACAGAAAGGCAUCUGUAAUCACGAUUGUAGCCAUACACUGAAGUUUAAGAACUUCAUCUGAAUCAUGGGGAACAUUUUCGGGAAUUUGCUGAAGAGCCUCAUAGGGAAGAAGGAGAUGAGGAUCUUGAUGGUGGGACUCGAUGCUGCGGGAAAAACAACAAUCCUCUACAAGCUCAAACUGGGGGAAAUAGUCACCACCAUCCCGACCAUUGGGUUUAACGUGGAGACGGUGGAGUACAAGAACAUCAGCUUCACUGUGUGGGACGUGGGCGGGCAGGACAAGAUCCGCCCCCUCUGGAGACACUACUUUCAGAACACACAGGGUCUAAUCUUCGUGGUGGACAGUAACGACAGAGAGCGCGUGAACGAAGCACGAGAGGAGCUGAUGAGGAUGCUGGCUGAGGACGAACUGAGAGAUGCAGUCCUCCUUGUGUUUGCCAACAAACAGGAUUUACCGAACGCCAUGAAUGCCGCCGAGAUCACAGACAAGCUGGGCUUACACUCCCUGCGUCACCGUAACUGGUACAUCCAGGCCACCUGCGCCACCAGCGGCGACGGCCUCUACGAGGGUCUUGAUUGGCUGGCCAAUCAACUCAAGAACAAGAAGUAAGAAGAAAACUGGAACAAGCAGCCACAUCCGUCCAACUUUUUUAUUUGUUUUGGGGAAUGGGGGCGUAAGUUAGGUACAGGGGUUCUGAUCAAUAGGUGAGAAGCAAGAUUCUGGGUACUUUUGGGGGAGAUUUUAGGCUUUCAUUUUCAGUCUGUUGAGGUUCCUAAUAGUUUUCAGCGCUUAUUAAAAACAGAUUUACUUCAUAUUUAACCACACAAAUGCACACUAACCGUAAGCACUCACAGCAGACACUUGCUUUUCCUGUGUCCACCUCUUGUCCUUAGGUGCAAUGUACUGUAUGUUCGUCUCUAGGUGCUGUACCAAGUCAUGUGUGACUCCGCUGAGUCAGCAAUGAGUCCGAUAUGACUUACUUUUUGUUGAUAUAUGUCUUUCAUACAGAGAACUGUUCUGUGUCAGUUGCACUUCCUGUUUUUGUUUUGUAUUUUUUUUCCUAACGGAGCCAUGUUUUGGGAACAAUCACAGCUGGCAGAUUCAUGUCACCGUUUUAAUUUGUGAGCAAUGCUGAGGCCCUUUGAUACUCAGACCAAGUGUGUACAUGUGUGUGAGCGUGCUCACAUACUGUCAGUAUUAAUCAUGAAAAAGACAACAGGACGGAAGUUUCCCCUGUCACACGUCCUCUUACUGCCUCAUUUUGGAAACCUUUUGAUAUCUGUGGUGCGUUUCUACCCCCCGCGUGGCAACCCACAGCGUUGAAGCCGCCCUUUUUAAAUAUUUUAACAACGCGUUCUCGACCGCCUGAGCUGCAUGCAUCCUGGUAGAUCUUGCUGACAUUGUUGCAUAGUUUUCCAUCCUCGGAGCUGCAUGCAUGUUGACGCUGUUUGUAGGUUUUUGACCCCAUCGUGUUCUGGUGCUGUUUACAGUAGGAUGCAGAAACUAACCCAACCACCAACUUCUGCAUUUAGUUGUCAACAUGCGCUAAAUAUAGUAUAGUCAGCUUUAUGGUCUUUUUUAAUGUGAAAGCAGUAUACAAAACACAACACACAUGACCUGCUGCCUUCAUGUGUCCAUAUGAGUACUCAAACUGCAUCAGGUUGCUCUCGCUUCGUGUGUUUUUGUCUCGGACUUGCAUAUCGGGGGGAUGAUAACUUUGUGUUACUGAAUGUGAAUAUUGUUGAUGAAUCUAUAAAUGGCUGUAAUAUUUAUUUGACAUGCUAUAUUCCUUUUAUUUCGGUGAUAAUUAUGUGAAAGAAAGCAGGGUAAGCAGAUCAGUUCAAUCAUCAGCACAUCCACGAACUCGCUUCUGAACAGCAGACGAGUUCCUGCGUCACCACUGAUACCAGCAGAAUCCACAGACAAUAAAACAACUUCUUAUGUGCCAUACAUGGGUACUACUACUCAUACACCAGUGACAGUACAACACACUGUAAAUCCACUCCACCAGGUUAUGAGUGCUUUGUUCAAAUUCAGCAUAUACUGUAUGUUAAAUCAUUUGGGUUUUGUGGCCUUAUAUUUAGUGAUGACUUCUAAUUGAUUUCCUCUCAGCUCGUUUGUUUCUGAUUUCGAGUCACAUAUAUUUAUCUAUAAAGAAUGAUUUACAGAUGUAUUUCUCUAAGCCCUCAGAAGGCAGGUUUUUGCACCACAAUACAAGAUGAUCAGGCAAAGGUUUUGUCUUUUUGUUUACUUGAUUCAUAUUUGGUGGUAGAUUUCUUUGCUUUUUCUUUGGGGUGUAAAGAAACUUUGAUGUAGACUGUGUCUGUGAUAAACAAUGAGAAUCAGUAUGAACAAAAACAAACAAACAAACAAAAAAAACUUCUGAUGAUUCAUUCUGUACCGUUAUAGUUACACAAGUAGAUUUAAAAACGGUGAAGACCAUGUUUCAAUGCUGAAUGCAAGGGGACAUCUGUAUGUGAUGUAAGACAACAAACAAAAUCCUGCUGUAUUACAAAUAAACCCAUUUUCUGUA